This is a messenger RNA of Sceloporus undulatus (fence lizard), 1352 nucleotides long. It is a transcript of the gene NPM1, whose product is annotated as nucleophosmin 1. The record is from RefSeq and is a predicted model, not a curated record. Lineage: Eukaryota; Metazoa; Chordata; Lepidosauria; Squamata; Phrynosomatidae. The coding region runs from base 169 to 1053 and encodes 294 amino acids. Gene Ontology annotation, molecular function: RNA binding; chromatin binding; histone binding. Gene Ontology annotation, biological process: positive regulation of transcription by RNA polymerase II; ribosomal large subunit export from nucleus; chromatin remodeling. The transcript has 11 exons. Gene Ontology annotation, cellular component: nucleolus; nucleoplasm; cytoplasm.
GAAAGAGGCGGGUCCUUUCGUGCGGGUGCGUUAGUUCCGUCCGUUGCUGCAGGCCGUCCUUGCGCUCGCUUGGCUCGCUUUCCCCUCCUCCCCCCUCGCGCUGCUUCGAACUGCGAAGAGAAAGAGAGAGAGGCGCGCGGCGGAAGGAGAGACGACGAAGACGACAAAAUGGAGGACAGCGACAUGGACAACAUGGGCUCCCUUCGGCCGCAGACCUUCCUCUUCGGGUGUGAACUAAAGGGGGACAAGCCGUUUCAUUUCAAAGUGAAUGAUGAAGAAAAUGAACAUCAGCUUUCUUUAAGGACGGUUAGUUUAGGAGCUGGUGCUAAAGAUGAGUUGCAUGUUGUUGAAGCAGAAGCCUUGGACUAUGAAGGCAAUCAGAUUACAGUCACACUGGCAUCAUUGAAAAUGUCAGUCCAACCAACGGUUUCGUUGGGUGGUUUUGAAAUUACGCCACCGGUAAUUCUGAGAUUGAAGUGUGGCUCAGGGCCUGUUUAUGUCAGUGGUCAACAUCUUGUAGCCUUAGAGGAAGAACCAGUAUCUGAAGAUGAAGAGGAUGACAAGGUACAACACAAUAUGGCAAAAAGGCCUGCAGGAAUGACACUGGCCAAGGUUCCACAGAAAAAAGCAAAGCUGGCAGAGGAUGAUGAUGAUGAAGAAGACGAUGAUGAUGAAGAAGACGAUGAGGAGGACGACGAUGAUGAUGACGAUAUGGAUGAAGAUGAGGAGGAAGAAAAGACUCCAGCAAAAAAGCCUGCCAGAGAUUCAUCUGUGAAGAAGACACCAAAAUCAAACCAAAAUGGAAAAGAUUCUAAGUUGGCAACUCCAAAGCUGAAAACUCUAGAAACUCAUAAAGAGAAAAAACCACAGACUCCAAAAUCACCGAAAACUUUCACUUUGGAUGAAAUAAAAGCAAAAAUGCAGGCAGCUGUACAAAAGGGAACUACCCUUCCUAAAGCAGAAGCCAAGUUUGUGAAUUAUGUUAAGAAUUGCUACAGGACAGAAGACCAUAAGGUUAUUCAAGCACUCUGGCAGUGGAGACAGACUCUGUAAGCAAGAAGUUAAAUGGUUCCUUUUAAGUUACAGUUUUAUGUGUUUAACCAUUCAUAUCUGGCUGUCCUUUUUAUAAAUGCUAAAGCUUCUCCUACAGCGUCUGAUUAAUGUUGUCCAGAAUGUUUUGCCAAGAAUAUGCUGUUCAAAAUGCCUGUUAAUUUUUUUUUUAAGACCGGGACUCUACCCUGUUCAUUUCAGUUAUGUUUGGAAUGUUUUGAUAAUGCAUAGUAGUGAUGGUCAGAAAAUGGAAAUGGGAAAAGUAAAUGUAAAUGUGAAAAUAAAAUUUAGUAUUUUAAGUA